This is a messenger RNA of Helianthus annuus (common sunflower), 1062 nucleotides long. Its product is annotated as salutaridine reductase. The transcript has 3 exons. The record is from RefSeq and is a predicted model, not a curated record. Gene Ontology annotation, cellular component: membrane. The coding region runs from base 32 to 922 and encodes 296 amino acids. NCBI's taxonomy places the organism in Eukaryota, Viridiplantae, Streptophyta, Magnoliopsida, Asterales, Asteraceae.
UGCUUCCACAUUUCCUACUCACAACUGCCAAAUGGAAUCAUCAACUACACGGCAGCAGCCAUCCAUCUCCACCAAAUGGUGGUCCAAGGACACGGUGGCCAUUGUCACCGGUGCCAACAAGGGUAUCGGGUACGCGCUGGUUAAACGGUUUGCUAAGUUAGGGCUAACCGUUGUGCUAACCGCGAGAGAUGAGUCCAAAGGGUUAGAGGCCAUGGAAUCACUAAAGGUUCUUGGUCUCGACCAUAAUGUUCGUUUUUUCCAGCUUGACAUAUCCGACCCGAUCUCUAUUAGCUCAUUUGUUACUUGGUUUAGAUCCGGAUUCGACUCGUUUGAUAUUCUUGUGAACAAUGCAGCUAUAAGUUUCAACCCCAUGGGCGAGAACUCGAUGGCUUACGCCGAUACAGUGAUUGGCACUAAUUACUACGGAUCAAAACAGUUUACAGACGCCAUGUUGCCCCUUUUUCGUCGUUCGGCUUCCAUGAGCCGCAUACUCAACAUCAGUUCUCGUCUUGGAACAUUAGAUAAGCUGAAAAACACAAAAAUGAAGGCAAUACUCGGAGACAUAGAAAGACUGAGUGAACACCAAAUCGAAACGGUGGUGAAUGCGUUUCUACAAGACGUGGCGGAGCAACGCUGGAUGACGGCUGGGUGGCCGGAGAUAUGGACGGAUUAUUCCGUUUCUAAGCUCGCCUUAAAUGCAUAUUCUCAGGUUUUGGCUCGUAGGUAUGAAGGUUUGGUGAGCGUGAAUUGUUUCUGUCCUGGCUUCACUCAGACGUCCAUGACUGACGGCAAGGGCAACCACUCGGCUGAUGACGCUGCGACAAUGGCUGCAGCCAUCGCGCUGCUUCCACCGCGGUGUCUCACCACCGGGAAGUUUUACGCAGCGUCCACAACAAAUGGAGGGAUGAUAUCAAAACUGUAACAUGAAUACAUUUUUGUUUAUUUUUACUUUUACAAAAGGUUGAUGAAAUAUUUAAAAACUUCAUUUUUACUUUUACAAGAUGUAAUAUGUGUUUAAGAUUACUUUUAGACAUUUUUCAAAGAAGGUGGUAAGUUUGAAUC